This is a messenger RNA of Nicotiana tabacum (common tobacco), 1727 nucleotides long. RefSeq lists its product as uncharacterized. NCBI's taxonomy places the organism in Eukaryota, Viridiplantae, Streptophyta, Magnoliopsida, Solanales, Solanaceae. The record is from RefSeq and is a predicted model, not a curated record.
GCUUCUUCAACUUCAACUCUUCUUUGCUAAGUAAUUGAACUUCCAAUUUCAACAUCACCGUAUUAGAGAGUAAACUUUCAAAAACCUAAAAUUACAGAAGUUUUCACUUUUCAGUAUAGUGAGCAGCUAUGGGUGGAGAUACUACAACCCUUGAUUCCCCUCUCAUCUAUUCCACUGAAGAAUCAUCUCUUGAUCGAAACUUCCCUGAAAAUUCACUAGGCUCGCGUACUUUUCUCAGUGGUGGUGAUCAUUUUGGCUCAGAAAUGGAGAAUGGAAAAGCUGGACUAGGUUUUAUGGAUUCUGAGGAAUUCGUUCGAGCUUCUUCAAUUUCCUUGGAUGAGGUUAAUCGAAAGCGGGAAAGGAAUGUGUACAUGGAUGUUCUCAAGAGCUAUGAUGAACUGCACCUUCAUAAAGACCGUUUGAAAGAAGCCAAAAGUAAAAUCUUGAGAUACACCCCUGGAUCAUGGAUUGAGGAGGUGGGUGGCAUGAAAAAGAGCGAUUAUAAUAUACCAAAAAAGACGACACUCUUGUUGAUUGGUCCAAAAGCUUCUGGAAAAAGCAGUCUUGUUAACAAGAUCUCGAUGGUGCUUGAGGAUGAUCCCUUUACACCAGAAAGGGCCCCAGUAUCGUAUUCUUCUGUUGGAGAUGGGACAUAUUUUCUCCAAGAGUACACGAUACCAAGAGGUUCAAGUUCUUUUUGUUUGUAUGACACACGUAGUUUAUCAGAUGACUUGACUGAAAAUAAGAAAAUGGUGAAGCAAUGGAUGACAAAGGGUGUUCGUCAUGGGGAGCUAAUAAAGAGGGAUUCUGAUGAUGUACAUCUGAAAUCCAAAAUGAAGUCUAAAGCUCGCCGAAAUAGUUUGUAUGUCAUUGAGGCCAAGAUGGUUAAUUUUGUCAUAUUAGUUGUCAAUGCGGUCUCAAUUCUGGAAUUGAUGGACGGUGAUGAUGAAACCAAGAGACAAAAAACUCAAGCUGUUGCUACAACUUUCAACGACCCUCUUUUGUCAUUCGAAGAUGACAAGCCUGUUGUUGUGCUCACACAUGGUGAUUUACUUUCCCUUUCUGAUCGUACACGAAUCCGCAUGCAUUUGGGACAGCUGCUCGGUAUUCAUCCAAAGAAACAAAUUUUUGACAUCCCAGAAAGCGAUGAUUCAGGAACUAAGUUGACUAUACUUAACAUGCUUCGUUAUUGCCUCGAGCACGCUGAUAAAAAACUACCUUUCAAAAAUGACCUACCUUUCAAAGGCCCAUUUAGCUGCGAGGUGACUUUAUUGGAUGUCUUGGCGAUUCUUGUAUUAUUUAUACUGGCAUGUGCGUUUCUAGUGCAAUACCUGUAAUUAAGGCUGCUUAUCAGGCGGAUCAAAGGUAUCACAAUCGCAUGUAAGCAUCGAUUGGAAUGCGACUACCAAUCUUCAGCAUGAGGAAUUGCAACCACAUGAAAGUGGGGUUGAUUCUGUUCGCCAUAUUCACUCUGAAUCUCCCCAAUCAGAUGUAUACAUAGAUUGGGGUGCAAUCCGACACUUCUGAUUUGACUAAGUUUACUGAUGAGCUUGGAUGUAUGGAAAUGGAUGCAUUUAUCUAUAGCUGUUACGUUUCGAGAAUGCAUAACUUUUUAAAUGUAUAAACAGGGUAAGUUGUUUUGCUCUCCUUGUAUAUAGGAACUUUUAGCAGCAAUUCUCUUACUUGGAGGAAUGACAAUCUUUAGGAAAUCUUCGUAAAGUUGAUCA